This is a messenger RNA of Plasmodium malariae, 486 nucleotides long. RefSeq names its product conserved Plasmodium protein, unknown function. The record is from RefSeq and is a predicted model, not a curated record. Bases 1 to 486 code for a protein of 161 amino acids. NCBI's taxonomy places the organism in Eukaryota, Apicomplexa, Aconoidasida, Haemosporida, Plasmodiidae. The transcript has 3 exons.
AUGUUUCAUUCUCGCUUUCCAAGUAGAAAAAUAAUUCAGAGUAUUGGCUGCGAAAUUUUUACAACCGCAAAAACGAUAAACCGACAUGACCAACUUACGACUAAACAUAACAACAACAGCUUAACCGAUGUGUAUGAGUGCUAUGAGGUUUUAAAGAAUUUUAAAAAGAAAAGCACACUGAAGAAUUCAUUAAAAAGAUAUAGAGAAAUAGUUCAAAAGGAAACUAAAAGAAAAGGCUAUAAUUUCUAUUCUGGGUGGCCUCCAAGAGAUAGAAUAAAAAUUACAGAUGAUGAAAAGUUGGGACUCUAUGGGCGGAAAAUGUUUAUAAUGAACAGAGUAAAAGGAAUUAAAGAAAAGGAACCUAAUCUAUGUAUAUGUUGCAAAAAUAAGAAUAUCCUUUUUUUUAAUAAAUCUGAAUUUGAGUCAUUGUUAAAAAACAUGGGUUUCAUAAAACAUCAACUGGAGGAAUUUGCAAAAAAAAUUUGA